This is a messenger RNA of Oncorhynchus gorbuscha (pink salmon), 3391 nucleotides long. Its product is annotated as uromodulin-like. Lineage: Eukaryota; Metazoa; Chordata; Actinopteri; Salmoniformes; Salmonidae. Gene Ontology annotation, biological process: neutrophil migration. Gene Ontology annotation, molecular function: calcium ion binding. Bases 1157 to 2941 code for a protein of 594 amino acids. The record is from RefSeq and is a predicted model, not a curated record. Gene Ontology annotation, cellular component: cell surface; apical plasma membrane. The transcript is spliced from 10 exons.
UUCAUUAAAGUAAUCAGUGAGGUUGGUCUUCAUUUAAAGUUAUGGUUAGACAUAAAGUAAGCAGUGUGGUUUGGUCUUCAUUUAAAGUUAUGGUUAGACAUAUAUAUAAAGUAAUCAGUGAGGUUGGUCUUCAUUUAAAGUUAUGGUUAGGCAUAAAGUAAUCAGUGAGGUUGGUCUUCAUUUAAAGUUAUGGUUCGGCACAAAGUAAGCAGUGUGGUUUGGUCUUCAUUUAAAGUUAUGGUUCGGCAUAAAGUAGACAGUGUGGUUAAGGUUAGGUUUAAAAUCAGAUUAGAAGAAGAAACAUUUUUGAAAGAGGCGGAGCUUCUGACUUCUGACGACCGAUAGGCUCCCGCCCAAUGGGCCCUUUUGGCUCCGACCAGUAGGACCUGUGGUCAUGACUUAUUAUCAUUGACAGACCAACAUAACACUCGGAGUGAUGAGCUCAUUAGUUCAGCUCCAUACAGGUAAUAAAGGGACACUACACCUUCAACUAAAAGGUUGUCAGACGUUUUCAGUUUUCAGACUUCCAAAGUGAACUCAUGUCAGAGUGAAUGGAAAAGAUAAGCCCUGGAGAAACCCCUUUGGAUUGAGGCAUAUGGUAUGAUCUACACAACCAAUGUCGUGGGUUCCAUCUUGAAACCCUGAAACCAGUCUACUUUUGAGGUCUGAAAGUCUUUAAUUUACGAGUGACAUGUCCCUUUAAAGAUGUGUUUCCCAAUCCUGGUCCUGGGGACCCGAACGGGGACACAUUUUUCCAAUGUGCUAACAUACCUGAUUCAAAUCAAAUUUGAUUGAUGGUGAGUUGAUUAGCUGAAUCAAAUGUGUUCGGUGCUAGGGCAAAAUGUAACCCCCCCCUUUUGGUAUUGGGAAACACUGCUUUAAACAAUACACUUUAUUCAGUUGUUCAAUGUUUCAGUGUCAUCACCAUGGGCACAUUGGCACAAGGCUAACUGGCAUAGAUUAUAUUUCUAAUAGUUAAUUAGUAACGAUUAAUUAGUAACUCUGUUAAAAACAAUAUUCCUUUUACUGUAGUCACAUGACGCGCCCCACCACCCCCUCCUCCCCUGAAAACCUACUGGAUAUAUUCUCUAGCUCAAUGGUCAAAUCCAUCAUAUGCUGAUUGCCGUGUGUCUGAUCUGAAGAGAAGCUGAACAGAAUGAUGUCAUCGGGUGUUCUGAUGGUGCUCCUGUUCUUUCAACAUGUUACUGCAGACAGCUCAGGUACGGUUGUUACCAGUUGUGAGGCGUGUCAUGACCAAGCCACCUGCCUAGACUCACCUGUGGAACGUGAGAGGGGAGAUGCUUUCCAAACCGUCACUUGCACCUGUCAAGAUGGCUUCGUUGGCGACGGCAUCACCUGCUACGACCUUGACUUCUGCGCUAAAGGCUCCUGCUGUCGUCAAGGUUACGGCUGGUCCUCGGAGCUGGGCUGUGUGGACGUUGACGAGUGUUCCCUCCCAGACCAACCCUGCAGCCCUCCUCAGGUCUGUGAGAACACCCCCGGAUCCUUCAACUGCCUGGUGCCUCCUGAAGACGACCUCCAAUCCAGUCCUGGCGACUCCCGUUCAGUGCAGUUUCAGUGCGGGGGGAGACGGUGUCCAGUGGGAGAGGACUGUAUCAGUGUUGGUGGAACGUCCCUCUGUGCAGACCCCUGCCUGCACUACACUGUACUGAAUGACGACUGGCGUUCCACCACCAACUAUGGUCCAGCUAACGGCUACCACUGUGACUCGUCUGUCAAGUGGCAGGGCUGGUAUCGCCUGUUCCUGGGGAACACCAGUGUUCAGAUGCCAGAGAGGUGUGUGGAGAAAUACAUGUGUGGGACGGAGAUCCCCUUGUGGCUUCCAUUAGCUCAUCCCCAGCUGUUAGACGGGGUGGUUCAGAGGAGCGUCUGUGGACACUAUUAUUAUGACUGCUGCUACAGGAGGCAAAAUCCCAUCCAUGUCAAAGCCUGCUAUGGAAACUACUAUGUCUACAAGUUUGUCCCUACAACAACAUGCAACAUGGCCUACUGUGCAGAUGUCAACACCACGGUGUGUUCCACAUGUGGAGUGUUUGAUGCCUGUGUGAGAGACAAUGAGACCACCUGGAGAUGUGAGAGGAAAGCUCCAGAGCUGGUGUGUGGGCGGAGCCUCCUGAAGGUGGGCCUUCCAAACGUUUACCUGGAGGCUGCUGGUCUGGAUGCUUCCUCUGCCCACCUGGCUGACGGACGCUGCUCCGCCCACGAGGAUCGUAACGGCUCAGUGUGGUACCAGGUGGAGCGACGGGAGGGACACUGUGGAAACACUCUGGAGACAAACACCACCCAUGCUGUCUACUCCAACAGCUUAUUAGUUUAUCCAGUAGAUGGGAGGAACGGCUCCCGACCCUUCGGCUUUCCCUUCUCCUGUGUCUAUCCUCUGGAGACAGAGAGCAGUCUGGAUGUGGCCAUCAGACCUCUCCCACUAACUGAACAUAAAGUUGUCCGAGUCGGUGCCAAGGCCAAGGCCUCCAUGUCUCUGUACCGCGACUCCAACUACACACAGCCUUACCCAGCUGGUCAGCCAGUCACCCUGAUUGCGGGUUCCUCCCUGCACGUGGGCGUGUCCGUAGAGGAGUCCGAGGCAGAACGUUUUGUUGUUGUUCUGGAAGACUGCUACACCACGGAAUCCCCCAGCCCUGAUAAUCUCCCACGGACCUACAUGAUUCAGGACAGGUGUCCUACAAAUCGCACCCAGGUGACAGUGGAGGAAAGUGGCUCGUCCCUCAGGGCUUCGUUCUCUGCUCUACUGCAGGGGGAAUACCGUUACAUCUUCCUGCACUGCAGCCUCAGCCUGUGUGACCAGGGGAUCUCCUCCUGCACUCCAGUGUGUUCCAGGAGGAGAUCCCGCUCUGUGUCCAAGUCCAUCCUCCUCAAGCCGCUCACCAUCGGGCCAAUCACCUGGGCCCAGAGCCUGGAGUGAGCCUUGGGAACCCCCCACCCCACCCCACCCCCCAGGGGCCCAGAGUCUGGAGUGAGCAUUGGGAGCCCCCCGCAUGUCAUAUGAAGGAUGGGGUCCCUCCUGCACUAAUCCCCUGAUCUCCAUCCCAACGUACAGCCCAGUGUAACUUUCAAGGGCACAGAAAUACUUGUUUUGAUUCUAGUAAUGAAUUUAUGCACUAUAGUGUGAUUUCAUUGUACUGUGUAUGUUGUAUACACAUAGACUUGCAUUGUUUUAGGACUGAUCAUUUCCUCAAAUCAUUGUGUAAGUUCCAACCAAACCUGAGUUGCUGUGUGUGUGAGUUCCAACCAAACCUGAGUUGCUGUGUGUGUGAGUUCCAACCAAACCUGAGUUGAUGUGUGUGUAAGUUCCAACCAAACCUGAGUUGCUGUGUGUGUGAGUUCCAACCAAACCUGAGUUGCUGUGUGUGUG